Messenger RNA from Wallemia ichthyophaga EXF-994, 1077 nucleotides. RefSeq names its product Protein SOK2. NCBI's taxonomy places the organism in Eukaryota, Fungi, Basidiomycota, Wallemiomycetes, Wallemiales, Wallemiaceae. Gene Ontology annotation, biological process: positive regulation of transcription by RNA polymerase II. Bases 1 to 1077 code for a protein of 358 amino acids. The transcript has a single exon. Gene Ontology annotation, cellular component: nucleus. Gene Ontology annotation, molecular function: sequence-specific DNA binding; DNA-binding transcription factor activity. The record is from RefSeq and is a predicted model, not a curated record.
AUGCCUAAUCGCGUACAUGAGCUGUGGUGGGAGGAGAACAAGACACGAGUGUGGACGGUGGAGGUGGAUAGCGGCAACUACGUAGCGCGGCGACAGGAUAAUGACCAGAUAAACGGGACGAAGCUUCUCAACAUAACGCGCAUCACGCGGGGCAAGCGGGAUGGAAUCCUGAAGAACGAGAAGAGCAGGCAGGUGGUGAAGACGGGCACUAUAUCUCUCAAGGGCGUUUGGAUACCACUGGACCGAGGCCUCGUGCUAGCGCGGCAGUUUGGGAUUGAGCAGCUCGUCUAUCCCCUUUUCGAAGCGAAUGUGGGCGAGUAUGUCGAGAACAGCGUCGUGAGCCAGCACGCUAUCAAGAGGAAGUCACUGAACAGCUUGCAUUUGGUGGAUAACCUCACCACUAACAGCGAGUUGCCUGCGAGCAAAAGACGGUCUACGGUUAGCACGUAUAGGCCUAAUGGGCAUGUGAAUAUGCAGCAAACACAUGUACACCCAGCACACGCACACCCGCACCCACACUCCCUCCCCCACCCGCACUCUAUCCUCAUGAGCGGUAGUGUGAGUGGCAGCGGCAGUGGCGGCGCGAGUACACCGUCGCCUUACGUCGACUCGUUCGGAUAUGCCCCAGCUUAUGAGCAGGGUCAAAACCAAGGUCAAGCACACGCGCACGAAGAAGCACCACAAUACGCUGGCAGAUCACGCAAUACGUCGAGCGCGUCGGAGUGGAUGACCAAUUGGAGCGCGUCGUCAAGUAGCCCAAUCCUCCCAGCCACACCAAUCAACGGCACUUUCUCGCCGGUUAUGAACACGUUCCAGUCACUCGCCAUGCACUCACCCCCCGUGCCUAUACCGAGCUAUUACUACGACAGCAGCUCGUCUUAUUUCCCAAGUUACCACCAGAAACAGCAGCAAGGGGAAAGAAGGGUCGGAAUGAGUGGGGUGAAUAGCAUGGGUGGAGUGGGUGGAGUGAAUAAUAUGAACCACCUCCCAAACACACUGCCACCCACUCUCCCAAAUACACCGACGCAGUCUCACUUGAGUCCGAAUAGUAAUGAGUAUAUGCACAUGGCCCAAUAA